AUGCUGCAGCGCGCACGAGUUGUACGAAUCGCUGGUAAAUAUUUGUAUCCUGCCUCGUCGACGCUACCUCAGGACUUCUAUGAUUGUUGUCAACGUGUAUUCAAAAUUAAACUACAUGAGGAAACUUUCAUUGGUGAGCGUCCCUCGCAGGUACGUGGUCUUUUUCUUUCGGCAUCACGUCAAAAGCCGCUCCGCUCGAACCAACUCAUCGCUACGAUUCCCCUCGCGACGCUCUAUACAGAAAAGAACAUCCACCAAAAGCCCAAUACGCUUCAUCACCUGAGGGUAGAACACGUACGAGAUGCAAUUGAGGACGAGGAGUUCAAAAUCAUGGCGCCACAGCUCUAUAUGGGAAUGCAGAUUGCUGCUAUGACGGACGCGCUUCCCGAAAUUGGCAAAGUCGCGAAUGCCGAGGAAUUCAAGAAGAUCUCUGAAAUUCUGCGGGGGGGCGCUAACCCAUGGGCCCGCAUGCUUGACGACGAGGACUUCAACGAUAAAUUUGUAUAUGGUAUGUACGGCAUGACUCUGGACACCUGGCAACAAAGUAGUUACAAUGAGAUGGUGGAGAAGUUCAAUCGCAGCACAGCCCUAGUCCAUGAGAAACUCAGACUCUCUUUUAAAAUCGAGCACUUUCGCCGCACGGCACGUCUUGUGCUCGCACGAUUAGAACACAUGCUGCCAAGCGAAUAUUAUAAAAGUAGCCCCUGGGUGCGGCGGUGGAAGCGCAGGUAUCGGCUCUUAUUUUGGCAGCGAGAGCCAUCCGAACUUACGCUGGUGCCGCUGCUUGACCUGGUAAACCACAGCAAUCGGCCAAACUGCGCGAUACGCGUCGGACCCUCGGCAGUGCUCGGCGGCGAUCCCGCUAUCGCGCUUUUCUCGCUCACUACCAUUGCCCCUGGGGAGGAGCUCUGCCGACACUACAACCUUGCGCUCAACCGCGCCAGUGCCUUAUUCCGAUAUGGUUUUCUGCCCUUUGAUUUGAUUGCCAUUGUCGACCACAACUCCGUGGAGGAGAACUUUGUGCGGAAUCGACCAGAAAUGAGGCUACUUGAUGAUAGCAAAAUUGCGAGUCUGGAAGAAGAGAGGCGGGAGAUUGAGCGACUGGAGGCGAUAUUCCAAAAGGCAAAGCGGAAUCAUUGA
Molecule: messenger RNA, 1140 nt
Organism: Phytomonas sp. EM1
Lineage: Eukaryota; Euglenozoa; Kinetoplastea; Trypanosomatida; Trypanosomatidae
Source: the annotation of a GenBank genome assembly